CAGAGACUGUAGCUGCUAGCUUCCUCCAUGUUUACCUCCCAGACCUCGUCCUUCCAGGAGUCCAUCGACGUGGAGGAGAGAGAUGACUUCGACAGCGAGGACAUCUCCGGGUACAGCCAGAAGACUCAGCUCAACUGCUACUACACCAUCUACCUGUACCAGGGCACAAGAUCUGAGGCUUCUGGGGAAAAUGUGGCAUGGAACCAGAGACGAGCAGACUCCACAACCAGUCAGGAGGACUUUAGCCUGACGCUGAUCGACAGCAGCCUGCCAUCGGAGGCGGAGCCUGAGCUGCGGACCUACAUCUCAAGGAGGCUGAGUAAAGGAGCGCUGCUCGGAGGCAUGGGAAACAUCGCCACCGUGGAACUCAGUCUCCCAGAGGAGUCGGUCGGCUGCUACUGCUGCCUCCUGGAGCAGGAACAUUCUCCUGAGCAGCCGGAUGCUGAUGGUAAUGGAUAUGUUAUCUGUUUCAUGGGUGGCUCUGAAAAAGGACUGAACCUAUUUAGAUUAGAGCUUGAUAAAUAUGUCCAAGGCCUUCACAGCAGCCUGCAAACACCAGAGCUGCAAAACUUGGAGACGGAGGUGCGUCCCUAUCUGAGCCGGUGGUACGAGGAGUCUGUUAUGCACAUUUACAGAGUGGCACAGCUGGUCCAGAGCAACAUCAGCUUCCUGUUGCACGCUGCUCUGAGUCACACACAUGUGGAGGUCGUCAAUUCGGACGAGAGGACGAAGGGGGACGUGUCCAGGUUCAUCAAAGCAGCCAGUUUACAGGGUCUGUCCCAACAAGACACCACAGCAGCUUCUCUGUGUAAGGCGAUCUCAGAGGAGCCACAGUGUGACCUGGUCAUAGACUGCUCCGCCAGCCCGCCCACACUCUUAAACACUGUCAGUAAUCGUUUCUGUGAUGACUGGAAUCAGGCGUUUCUAAACGCUGCCGAGCGUUGUAAUCCCUUCUUGCUCAGACAGAUUCUGGAGAACUUCAAGCUUAAGGCCAUCCAGGAUAUGAACAGCCUGAAGCGCUUGGUGCGACAGGCAGAGAUGAGUCACUACGCCCUGUUCCGCUGCUGCCAGUUCCUGCAGGGCUGUGGGAAUGGGGACGUGCUGCUGCAGAACGCCCGGGUGGAGCACAGCGACAUGCCCGAGGCCUGCAGCAUCAUCGCCGUCCUGGAGGAGUUCCUCAGGGAGCAGUCCCAAGCCCAGGCCUGAUUCCAAUAUGACACUUAACUCCAAGUACCUUUCCAGUUGGUGGUAAGACAGACUGCUCUACCAGCCACAAAGUAGAUAACUAAUUAUCAUUCUGAACACUAAAUCCAAUUUUGAUUAGCAGAUUGCCAGAUAAAAUUUGGAAAAGUUUUAUUCGCCAGCUGUCAGAACAGACAGAAAACUUAAAUAUAAGUAAUAAAAUAUCAGUUUUGUCUUCUUUAAGUACGGCUGCUUUUCAAAUGGAACAGUGGAGUUCAGAUCUGAAAUAUCUAGUGUAAAACACUGACAACCUUCACUCAGUUGUUGUUAUUGUUUAUUGACUCAGUAACAUCACAUACAAUUAAGGUACAUUCAUAGUUAAACUCAAACGCAAAGUCCUCAGUGAAGGUGAAUUUAAAUUUAAGACUAGAAUGGCACUCAGUAGAGCACAUACUUAGUUGUUAUGGUAGAAAUCAGAAAGAAACAAAUAAGUUGUCUUAUAACCUGAAUUUAUUCCCUGAGAAAUUAACAAACAAUUUAAAAAGUGUUCAGUGUUGCCAAGUUAAAGAAAGUAAAGAAAAAAAACAAUCCUGGAUCGGCCACUGAAUUCAUAUCAGCACGAACCAGGCCCCAUUCACUCACAGAGGUUGAGGUUUUUGUGUAAUCCUGCCGAUAAAGUAACCAACACACAAACAAACUAGCAGACAUGGGUGAAAACAGAACCACAUUCUCUGACAUUUAUAAUUAGAUCAACUUGUAGAUCACACUUUACAUCACAAUCUAUUUCUUUUUAAAGUCAUUGUUAAGUGUUUGUGUGACAGAAUCAUAAACCAAAUAUCAUUAAUAGUGUUUUCGCUAACUGACAAUGACCACAGCAAGGAAUUGAUCCAAACUAAAGCUUCUGCUCAUGGGGGCAGAUUUAUCUGUUAUUCCAUGUGCAAACAUUCUUUUCUAAUUUUCUUUAUAUUUUAUUUGAUUGUAUUAGUUCUCUUUUUUGAAGAAGCAUAUUUAGGAAGCACAAAUCACUUUUAUGCAUUGCUUUUUCCAUAGACAUUGUUUUGGCUUGUUGUUUUUUCCUUUCAACCCAGUACUUGCACUACUGUUUUAUUUCUGUCUACUGGAUACUGCUACUAUAUGUAUAUUAGACAUCUGUGUAAUUCCUCUCUGGAAAUUAAGUGUUGUAGAUUUUGUGUAAUCUUUGGACAUAACUUGUAAAUUAGAAUAAAUUAUUUCCUUCACCAAUUUAUGAGUUUGUGAGAAGACAUCAGGCACUAUGUGACGAGUCACUCACUACAUGUACUUAACAUGUGUGUUUUCAAAGUUUAUUAAUACUCAGAAAAAAAUGAUACGAAUUACGAUAAAUCUAAUAAGAUGAAUAAAUGUCCUCACGAUAAUAUCUGCAUGCCUAGACUUUAUAUUCCUUAUUGUGAACCUGCAACAUGACGUGCUAUAUAUGUUUAUUCCAUUUAAACAAUGAAGGGUUAAACUCAACCCAUUCCCAAAGUGAGAAGUACAGCAAUAUAAAUAUCGGUGGUGUUUACUUUAAACUGUGAAGCAAGUGACAUGUACAUUUUCCUCUUGUGAACAAUGGUGCUGCUGACCCACAGUGAGUAUAUGUAGACGUUUCUGUACAGUGUGUUCUCUGUUGUUAUAGAUGACAUGUAGUUCUCUGCUUCGAUAGUUAGAGAUGAAAUAAAAACCACAGUGCAACCUC
This is a messenger RNA of Limanda limanda (common dab), 2896 nucleotides long. It is a transcript of the gene c17h17orf75, whose product is annotated as chromosome 17 C17orf75 homolog. The transcript has 11 exons. Gene Ontology annotation, cellular component: trans-Golgi network. The record is from RefSeq and is a predicted model, not a curated record. NCBI's taxonomy places the organism in Eukaryota, Metazoa, Chordata, Actinopteri, Pleuronectiformes, Pleuronectidae. The coding region runs from base 28 to 1206 and encodes 392 amino acids.